Messenger RNA from Papilio xuthus (Asian swallowtail), 3109 nucleotides. RefSeq names its product eye pigment precursor family transporter white (gene w). Gene Ontology annotation, cellular component: plasma membrane; cytoplasmic vesicle membrane. The coding region runs from base 220 to 2283 and encodes 687 amino acids. Gene Ontology annotation, biological process: transmembrane transport. Gene Ontology annotation, molecular function: ATP hydrolysis activity; ABC-type transporter activity; ATP binding. The record is from RefSeq and is a predicted model, not a curated record. Lineage: Eukaryota; Metazoa; Arthropoda; Insecta; Lepidoptera; Papilionidae. The transcript has 13 exons.
CGUUCGUCAGUUGGUGAACGUCCGCAGUGCAGUUCAUACCGUGUGAGGUCACCCCGCGCUUUUCCAACGUUCACGCCAAUUAAAAUAAAUAAAUAACAACAGAAUAUACUAAAUAUAGUGUAGUUAUUUAGUAAAAUCUAGUGGUUAACAUGAUUGUGAUAAAUUAAGUAGGAUUUAUUUAAUUGUUUUGUUCAAAAUUAAAUUAAAUUUAUAUUCAAAAUGACUGCCGGAUCGGAAGAACAUGAACCACUGAUUUCUUCUUCUGUGGAUAAUCAACGGGUUACAUAUAAUAAUUCGCCCCAGGAUGGUAACACACCAAGUGGUUCACCAAGAACAAGUGGCGGUGAGGUGACGUUGGCAAUACCUCAGACUCGCAACUAUGGCGCCAUUGGCGGCACGGAGAAGGUCACAUACACAUGGGCAGAUGUCAACGCCUUCGCUACCGAGUCCAGGUCUAGAGACAGAAGAUUCUGGAACUUCUGGAAGCCGUCCUCUGAUAGAAUGUUCCAGCAGCGAAAACAAUUAUUAAGAAGUGUGAAUGGCGCGGCGUACCCUGGAGAGUUGCUGGCCAUCAUGGGGUCAUCGGGCGCUGGCAAGACUACACUCCUCAACACCUUAACCUUUAGGACGCCCAGCGGGGUGGUAUCCAGCGGCACAAGGGCCCUCAACGGCCAGCCUGCUACUCCUGAGGCAUUGACCGCGCUGUCAGCGUACGUGCAACAGCAGGAUCUGUUUAUUGGAACACUAACAGUGCGAGAACAUCUUAUCUUCCAGGCUUUGGUGCGUAUGGACCGGCACAUACCGUACGCACAGAGGAUGCGAAGGGUCCAAGAGGUUAUUCAAGAGUUGGCGCUAUCAAAGUGCCAGAAUACCGUGAUUGGCAUUCCUGGCCGUCUGAAGGGCAUAUCAGGUGGGGAGAUGAAGCGGCUCUCGUUCGCCAGCGAGGUGCUCACCGACCCCCCGCUCAUGUUCUGCGACGAACCAACAUCGGGACUGGAUUCUUUUAUGGCUCAAAAUGUUAUACAGGUAUUAAGCGGUCUAGCAAAAAAAGGUAAGACGGUCGUAUGUACGAUACAUCAGCCAUCUUCCGAGCUGUACGCAAUGUUUGACAAGUUGCUGAUCAUGGCCGACGGCCGAGUCGCCUUCUUGGGCUCACCUGAUCAGGCUACGGAGUUCUUUAAAGACUUAGGCGCCGCAUGUCCCGCAAAUUACAACCCCGCAGACCAUUACAUCCAACUACUAGCUGGAAUACCAGGACGAGAGGAGACGACGAAACACACCAUCGACACUGUUUGCACGUCUUUUGCCAAGUCGGAAAUCGGCUGCAAAAUUGCAUAUGAAGCCGAAAAUGCCAUGUUUCAUGAGCGUAAGAUCUCCGGCGGCUGGGCAGACGCGCCUUGGUCGAGCGUGGCGGCGCUCCGAGCUCGCCGUUCGCCUUACAAGGCGAGCUGGUGCGCGCAGUUCCGCGCCGUGCUCUGGCGUUCCUGGCUCUCCGUCACCAAAGAGCCAAUGCUCAUCAAAGUCCGCUUCCUACAGACUAUCAUGGUAUCAAUUCUCAUUGGGGUGAUAUACUUCGGGCAGCAUUUGGAUCAGGACGGUGUCAUGAACAUCAACGGGGCAAUCUUCAUGUUCCUCACCAACAUGACAUUCCAGAACAUCUUCGCAGUCAUUAAUGUAUUCUGUUCGGAGCUACCGAUCUUCAUCCGCGAGCACCACUCGGGCAUGUACCGCGCGGACGUGUACUUCCUCUCCAAGACGCUGGCGGAGGCGCCCGUCUUCGCCACCAUACCGCUCGUCUUCACCACCAUCGCCUACUACAUGAUCGGCCUCAACCCCGCUCCUGAGAGGUUCUUCAUCGCUUCAGGAUUGGCCGCUUUGAUCACCAAUGUCGCUACAUCAUUCGGUUACCUGAUCUCGUGCGCUAGUAGCAGUGUGAGCAUGGCGGCGUCGGUGGGGCCGCCCAUCAUUAUACCGUUCAUGCUCUUCGGUGGCUUCUUCCUCAAUUCAGGUUCGGUCCCGCCGUACCUGGGCUGGAUCUCGUACCUAUCUUGGUUCCGGUACGGCAACGAGGCGUUGCUCGUCAACCAGUGGUCCGGCAUCGAGUCCAUCGAUUGCACGCGCGAGAACUUCACCUGUCCCGCAUCCGGACAAGUCGUGCUGCAAACGCUCAGCUUUUCUGAGAAAGACUUCACGAUGGAUGUGGUCAACAUGGUGCUGUUAUUCAUCGGGUUUAGACUACUCGCCUACAUCGCUCUGCUAUUCCGCACGCGACGCGGAAAGUAACUCCAAAAUAUAUACCCUAACCAUCUGUUUCCAUUGGCGAAACAUAUUGCCAUCCCGUAUAUGGGAUAAUAUGUUUUUGUAUGGGUUUUUUAGCAGUGAAAAUUCACAGAAAAGUAUACAUAUACUAAUAUUCUUAUAUUGUUCAUAGCUUAGUAUGUUACUGUUCUCUUUAUAAGUAUUUCAAGAUUACAUUAUUGUUUUCGAUUUUAUACAGAUAUGUUUUAUAAAAUACUUAAUUUUUUUUAUUAAUGUACGUUCUAAUAUUGUGCCUUAUAAUAAUGAUUAGCAAAUAUUAGCGUGCUUUUUUUUGCUAUAUUAAAAAGAAUAAUUUUAAACGUGAAUAAUAAUAUUGCACUACAAAUAAAACAAACUAUACAACAGAAUACAAAGAAUGUUAUAAAAUAUUUGUACCGCGCCUUAUCUUUGAUAUCAUAUACACAAUUGAUACACAGAGGGAUCUCUAUUACUCGAAUUUUGUUAACAUUAACUGAAAACUUUGAACGGUAUCUCGAAUUAUUAUUUGUAACUUGAAGAAAAUAAUAUUUAUUACAUAUGUAAGUCUAAGUUAUGUCUUCACUUCACACUUCACUAGAAAUUCACCGUCAAAUAUCGUGAAAUUCUUGUUAAGGCGAAGACUCAAUAAGACGAAGUUUUUUAUCACCGUUGACAUUCGAGAUAUCGAGAUUCUACUGUAUUUGCUUAUUGGACGAAUAUUUUAUAAAUUUCCUUUUUGAUCCAUUUAUGUAAAGACGUUUUAUAAAAAUAGAGAUUUAACUUUAUUGAUAAAAAUAUUUGCAUUACCAGCGGGAAUAUUUAACCUUUGUGU